Molecule: messenger RNA, 2325 nt
Organism: Colias croceus (clouded yellow)
Lineage: Eukaryota; Metazoa; Arthropoda; Insecta; Lepidoptera; Pieridae
Exons: 2
Coding region: 1-2325 (774 amino acids)
Source: RefSeq, a predicted model, not a curated record
AUGGAAGCACAUAUGUCAAUUCAAUAUGACCUUUUUGAGAAAUUAAAGAAGGCGGAACUGAACUUCCGGAAGUCACCAAAGGAAAGAAUUAAACCAUCAUACAUUGAGACUCGUUUAGAGAAUUUGGAAGACUUAUGGAGAGAAUUUAAAGCUGGUCAUCGGAAGAUUAUUGCUUCAAUAUCUGCAGCGGAAAAGCCUAAGACUAAGUACUUCUCGGAUGAUUUAUAUGAAGAAUUUGAGGAAUUCUACACAACGUUUAAAUGUGUCUUAAAAGAUGCCUGUGCAACUGUACCUAAAAGCAAUAAUAAUAUUUCUAGUGUAAGUGUAACUAAAGAAGAAGUGAAACUUCCCACCAUACAGCUACAAACAUUCAGUGGAAAGUAUGAAGAUUGGCAAGCGUUUCAUGACAUGCACAUUUCUAUUGUUCAGAAUAAUGCAUCUUUGAGCAAUGUUGAAAAAUUUCAUUAUUUGAAAUCCAGUUUAACCGGAGAAGCUGCAACUUAUUUGAAUAAUUAUGCUACAACGGAUCAAAAUUAUUUGGAAGCCUGGAAACAAUUGGUGAAACGUUAUGACAAUAAGAAAUAUAAUGUUAAUACUGUUAUGAAAAGGCUUUUUUCACAAAAGAAGAUAACACAUGAGAUUUCAACAGGAUUGAAGAGUUUAAUUGAUACUACAUCAUCUUGUUUAACGUCACUUUACAAUAUGAAAAUUAAAACAGAUAAUUGGGAUACAUUUAUUGUAUAUUUUGUUGUUACUCGGUUGGAUGCGGAGACUCACAGAUUAUGGGAGAAUCAUGACAGCCAAUUGAAUCCAGAGGAAUUGGCUACCUGGACACAACUUUUAUCCUUCUUGGAGACAAGGUUUAGAACUUUGGAAAAAUUUGAAGCUGUGAAGCAUACACCAAAGUCUCAGCAGGCUACUCCCGUCGUUAAACAUAAAUCUUUUCACAGUUCCAUUCAACGUAAAGAAUCUGUUGACAACAUUUGUGCAUUGUGCGAAGGGCCACAUUUUAUAUACAGCUGUAAAAGCUUUCUCCAGCAGCCAGUGAAUGCCCGUCAGAGCACAGUAGAAGAUAAAAGAUUGUGUUUCAAUUGCCUAUCAUCUACCCACACUGUUAAGAAAUGCCGCCAUUCAACGUGUUGCAAAAAAUGUGGAAGGCGACAUCAUUCGCUGCUUCAUCGCGAAAGGGAUAAUGCGCAAGAGAAUCUUACGCAUAAUCAGCACUCACAGAACCAAGACAGAUCAUCCCCAUCAAACUCAUCAACUGAGACGAAGAUUUCAGCCCAUUUUUCGAAAGUGAACCCCGUUCCAUUGUCAACUGAAAUUCAUGUCUCAGCCCAUACAACUAGAGAAACUAGUCACGAUGUGGUUCUCGCCACAGCCAUAAUCAAAGCGUAUUCUAGAAAUGGUGUUAAACAUAUAGUGAGAGCGUUGCUUGAUCAAGGCUCACAAGCAUCGUUCAUUUCUGAAAAGACUGUACAAUUACUUGGACUUCCACGCAUUCCCAUAAAUGGUUUGGUGUCAGGUCUUGGUGAGGGUUUAGCUAGGAGUAAAUACAUGGUCUCAUUAUUCAUUGAAUCGUAUCACAACCCGUCUACCACAAUCCAAGUAAAUGCUCACGUUUUAAGUUCGUUGACUACUCAUAUUCCAUCUCAUAGAUUGCAUACGCCCAGUUGGCCAGAUGUACAUAAUCUUACAUUGGCUGACCCAAGUUAUAAUAUUCCAGGUAAAAUAGACGUUCUUUUAGGAGCGGAUAUUUACAGUGAAAUCUUGCUUAAUGGUGUGCUUAAAAAUUCACAGGGUCUAGUAGCGCAAGAAACUACGUUAGGAUGGAUUUUAUCAGGUAAGCUUCCACAAAGUUCAGAAAGAUUAACAAAUAGAAGUAUAACUAUGCAUGUUCAAGAAAGAAGCGACGAGCUUUUAAAGAAGUUUUUUGAAAUGGAAGCAGAACCAGACAGUAUAGAAAGAAAAUUAUCGCCAAGUGAAAUAAAAUGUGAAGAGUUAUAUGACGCAACAACUACGAGAAAUUCAGACGGAAGAUUUAUAGUUAAGUUACCAUUCACUAGUGACGAUCCUCAAUGCAUGUAUGGAAAUUCAAAAGACAUAGCAGUAAGAAAAUUGAAAGCGUUAGAAAGAAGACUUAAACAAAAUUUAGAAUUAUACGAAGAUUACCGAAAAGUUUUAUGUGAAUAUUUGGAACUAAAUCAUAUGAUAGAAAUUGAAGAGACAGAUAUCGAUAACCCAAAGGCAGUUUAUUUACCUCAUCACGCUGUAGUAAGGAAGGAAAAGGACACUACUAAGGUCCUAAACUACAGCAAGAUUUGA